AUUAACACGUGGGCGUUGUCUAUCCUUAGAUAUUCCGUAGCAUUCAUUGACUGGACAAAGGAAGAGUUAAAAGAGCUUGACAGAAAGACCAGGAAAUAUCUGACAAUCUUCAGUGCUCUCCACCCGAGAGAUAUUAGGGAGUUUAAGGUAAUUCCCUUGAAAUUUUUCUACUAUCAAACUUUUUUUCAAACUUGGCAUAAUCAACAUUCAUGGUAUGAACAUUAAAAAAAUGCAAUAAAAACAUGGGUUCACCGUGCUUGUUUACGCGUCAGCAGGCUCUUAAACUGGGGCAUUUUUACUGGUUGCGCGUUGAAAAUUCGAAUCCCCUUCUUACAGAAUUAACUCUUCGUUACUUGAAACACACAAAAUUUUAUCUUGAACAUAAAGCUUCUUUUAUUCAAAUAAGCAGUAUUUCUUCAUUUAAAUCGUUUUUGAUUGCCUGGUUGUGAGGAUAUUGCACUUUUUCGGACAGUUCCGUGGUUAGCUUGAACUCCUCGCCUUGACCCAAAUACACCAAAUACGAAACUAUUUUCCCCCAAAAAAUCAUGUUCUACUAUCAAACUUUUUUUCUUCUUCAAAUAUGUUCUUUAUUAGCCUGUUCUUAGCAAAUACCUGGGAAAAGAAUCAGGUGGUCACCGUGCUUGUUUCCUCACAAACUGCUGUGAAAGGUGGAAAUGGAUUUGCGAUCGCAGUCAGGAUGGAUAAUUUGCGCGGCGGAGACUGGGGCUAGAUACAAAAUAACACUCAUCGUGUUCAAAGUAUGCACUCGAGAUCAAGCUUGUUUUCGGUUGUUUUUAUGUGUUUGAUAUCGCCAACACAGAAACUCAAACUUGAAAAGAGUACAUUAAAUACCAAGGAAUGAGGUAAGUCAAGAUUUGAUGAGAUUUUUUUUUGGACUAUUUUGUAAGCGCCGGCGUUCUGUUUAAUUCCAGUGAGCUAGGGUUCCAUUUUUUUGCUUUUGCACAAUAACGCUUCUUAAAGAAACUUGAAGAAAAGACCUAUUGAUUGCUAUUCUUCAUAUGUUCGCUUGUUUGGUUUUUAUACACAGCAAAAUGUGAAUUCAGCUGCAAACUUCGUAUUUACAUCAAAGAUUGGUCUCCCUCGUGUGGUUCUGGUGCUACGGUGGGUCUUAUUUGUUCCAGAAAUAUUUGUCUCUCCACUCUCGGAGUUUGAACAACAUAUGUACCGUAGCGAUCCCAGGCCAGAUACUAGUUCGUUAAUGCAGUUGGAGAGCCGUAGAGCUGUCCCAAAGGCUUCACAGCACCCAUAAUCCAAAGCCUCAGCCAGGAUAUUUUAAUAAUUCCACAACUCGACGGCCGCGAAGUGAAAAACCACUGCAGACUUCGGGAUCACCCACAUUUCUUUCAUUUUCUUGUUUUUCGAUAGUAAACCAGGAAGCUGUCAGCCGAUCUGCGGCAUUAUUAUUGCGAAUAAAAGCUUCAGCUCUGCAAAAGAGCCCCUUGUUUGUUCUUUUCGCGCUGGUGGGAAGAACCGCCGCCAUCUUGGAUGUGGCAAUGUUAUGCGCAGUAGAGGGUGCGCAGUGCAGAACAAGAGAAUCACCUUAAGAUACGGCGACUACGGACUACGACUACGGUUAAACAUGCUACUGCGCACGAUCAAAACCACGUGACUGUUCAUUUUUCCGGCGUAGUCCUGCGGCUACGGUGAGUUGUUGAGCUGUUUCGCGUAGUGGCUACUACGGAGAACAUUUUGCUCGCUUUUUGCCGUCUCGGUAAUUCAGGAAUCUCGUCUUUUCGUAAAAAAGUUUUUAAUUCACCUGCUUUAAGUGAGAGAGAAGCGAAAUAUGUAAGUUGUGUCUAAUUUCUUCUCAGAUUUACGCUUUUAAUUCACUGUUGUGACUACAUUUUUAUCUAGCUAAGCUCAUACGCAGAAUUCAGAUUGACGGCCGAGAAGAAGAGAAAUCAUAAAGGUAAUUUACUUUCUCUUCGCACUUGAAACGUUUCAAUGUUUGUUCGAACUGAUUAGUGUGUCUUUCUACUUGUGUAACCUUUGUUUAUGCGAGUUUUUGUAUCGCAUUUGCUGAAUGAAAAUGAUGUAAACAUCUUCGAGACAAUCGAAACUAGGCAUUUCAAUACUUCAAACUUCAUCAGAUCAGUAGUCGGAGAAGUACAUCUUCUAAAUCUAUAUAAUAAAUGAGCUAUUACUAUUUCUGUCUAUUUCUUUAAUAUUUGACAUAAGUAUUCAUGGGCGAAAAAAAAUAAACCUGUGUAACCAAAACUUUGUUCACCAAUUUCACCCGACGUAAUUGCUCCCUUCAAGUAUGGAAGAAUUUGUUCAUUGUUCUAAAGGUAAGAUCACAUGCAAAACUGACUUGCAUUUUUAUGAACUGUGAUGAAAACAAGAAAAUCUCUGCGUGUUGUUCCCCUCUCCGCCUCUUCUCUCGUAGUCUACUGUCUGUAGUGCAAAUUUAACGUUCUAUAUUUGGACGACGCAACCCAGUGCUACAAACAAAGGACAACGCUCGUCCAGCCGUAGUUAGUAGUCCGUAGUCUCCGUAUCUUAAACUCCCUAUUGUAGCGAGAUCAUACCUGCCACGGAAGCUAGGCGGAAGAGGUUUGUUUUCGGUUGAGGACUGCGUGGAGCUGGCAAGGUUAGGUUUGUUUAACGAAAUUGCAAAGAGUGAAGAGGAGCUUUUGGUCGCAGCAAGAGGGACAGAGUAUGAUGGUAUUAAAAGUACUAACGAUUUUAAUCAAGAGAAGAUAGACAACAGAGCGGAGGAGGUGCGUGGAAAGGAGCUUCAUGGGCAAUAUUUCAGACAAACAGACGGAGUGGCAAGUUAUAAGACCUGA
Messenger RNA from Porites evermanni, 2810 nucleotides. The record is from the annotation of a GenBank genome assembly. Lineage: Eukaryota; Metazoa; Cnidaria; Anthozoa; Scleractinia; Poritidae.